Phalaenopsis equestris is the source of this 1703-nucleotide messenger RNA. RefSeq names its product 1-acyl-sn-glycerol-3-phosphate acyltransferase 1, chloroplastic-like. The record is from RefSeq and is a predicted model, not a curated record. NCBI's taxonomy places the organism in Eukaryota, Viridiplantae, Streptophyta, Magnoliopsida, Asparagales, Orchidaceae. Gene Ontology annotation, molecular function: 1-acylglycerol-3-phosphate O-acyltransferase activity. Gene Ontology annotation, biological process: phosphatidic acid biosynthetic process. Bases 98 to 1108 code for a protein of 336 amino acids. The transcript is spliced from 6 exons.
UACAGCUGAUCUGUAGUCAUCAUCUAAAGCCGGAGUGCCCGCCUGCUCUGUAGUCAUCGUCAAGCUUCGUUCUCCAGUUUUCAGUCUUACGAGAAGAAUGGAUACGCUAUCUGUGUUUAAAAUCGACACCGCGCUUCCUGUCAUGCACGUCAAAGGGAAUCAUUCCAUCCCCUCAACUCCGCAAAGAAAUUGCAGCUCCUACGAUGGGUUUUCGAGAUACCAAUUCACCGAUAAGCUUGAACACACCGGCCUGAUUCGCUUAUUUCCCUUGAAAUGCCGUCGGAAGAUUCAAAGAAAUGUAAUCGCCAUGUCACAAAUCGCAACAGCCAGCUCUUCUAGCGAUGAUAGGAUUUCUCUUGCAGGCGUUCAUUUGGGUUCGAAGUUCCGUGGAAUUUGCUUUUACGCCGUUACUGCGAUGACUGCGAUUCCCCUCUUCGUGUUAAUGAUGCUGGUGCACCCUUUUGUAAUGAUCUUGGAUCGGUACAAGAGAAGAGUUCAUCACACGAUUGCGAAAAUUUGGGCAACUUUGACUAUAUCUGCUUUCUAUAGGUUUGAGUUUGAGGGUUUAGAUAAUUUACCCGCUUGUGAUGCUCCUGCUGUUUAUGUUUCCAAUCACCAGAGCUUCUUGGACACAUACACUCUUCUGACUCUGGGACGGUGCUUUAAGUUCAUAAGCAAGACAAGUAUUUUUCUUUUCCCGAUCAUAGGGUGGGCAAUGUUCCUUAUGGGCCUCAUUCCUCUUCGGCGCAUGGACAGUAGGAGUCAGCUGGAAUGUCUUAAACGCUGCAUGGAUUGUGUGAGGAAAGGAGCAUCUGUGUUUUUCUUUCCUGAGGGUACUCGGAGUAAGGAUGGCAAACUAGGCGCAUUUAAGAAAGGAGCCUUUACUGUCGCCGCCAAAACAGAAGCACCUGUAGUUCCAAUUACCCUUCUGGGCACCAGAAAACUAAUGCCUGCAGGAAUGGAAGGCAUUUUGAAUUCAGGAUCAGUUAAAGUUGUUAUACACAAACCCUUAGAAGGAAAAAAUGCUGAAGUACUACGCGAUGAAUCUAGGAGAGUGAUAGCAGAUACGCUCAUUAGUCAUGGUUAUGGAAUACAUAACUCUGAUUAGUGGUAUCAUUUACGACAUGUGGGCUUUGUCAGCUGGAACAGUUGGGCAAAGGACUGUCAUUUCAAGGUGAGGAUGUUGGCUGUGGAGCUUAAGCACAAGGUACCCAAUGCAUGUAUGUCAGGUUGUGGGGGCUUAACAGCCCACAUUGGUGUUGCUCGAACAGAGGAGGCUUUGGCUACAUAUGCGUCCACUAUAGAGUGCUGUUAUUCCUGAGAGACCGCCACAUAGGCGUCUGUCUAUUGAUGUUUUGGCGCCCAUUAUAGGGUACCGAUACAGAGCGCUUGGCGACCGGUGCGAUUACUACACGAAAAAUUAGUUUUUAAGUCAUAUUUGGAGCGUGAAUCGGUGAGCUUGAUGUUUUAUUCUUUUUGAAUUCUUCGACGAGUAUUCUGGUGAAGGUGAGGAGUGUCAAAGAGGUGGAUUUAGGUGAUUCGACGUGAUUUUUUGCAUCGAAUUGGAGAGAAAAGAUUGUUGAUGUGAGUCAUGUAAAGUUUCUUCAUGUGAGUGUUGAGAAGAAACUUGUAUGAGACAUUUGUAAAAUUUUCUGAAUUUCAUAGCAAAAUUUUUGGUGGUGUGACUCAGUGGGUUUUUCUAG